CCUCGAAGAUAAAAGGCGACAUGCGGACCUCAAUCACUAUUAACCUACUUCGAUGCGCCUAACUGUAAACCUCAUUUGAAUUCUGCAAAUGCAGCCGGACGAAAUAUUUUAGACCCAGCACCAAAAUCGAAGAAGAUAUGGCGAGGAAAAGUGGUCCGACGCGUCGGCAAUAGCAAUCGAACUGCACCGCGAUUUCUAUUUCAUGGUUUUCGUUUGAAUUUUCUUCAAAUUGUAGACGCGCUUCGCGAUUAACACUAGCGAGAAGCCAGUUCUUCGAAGACAAGCCUUAAGAUGAGAGUGUUGUGUAGGAUUACAGUUGUUUGUGUUUUGCUUCUUUUAGUUUUGAGCCUCAGCGAUGCUAGGAGAAGGAAGAAGCACAGCAAAGCGAUGGUUUUGAGGCAAAAGGAGACGAAUGCUGUGAAUUUUAUAAGAUUGUCUGUUAUGAGGCUUAUUUAUGGCAUUGCGACAAGGAUAGGACUUGGGGAGCAAAUCUCGGAGGCAUUAAAUGGUGCGUUUGUGCCUCCAGGGGCAGAAGACUACGAUUAUGACAGGGAAGGAUUCGGCCUGCUGGGUGAUGACGAUGAUUAUGAUUAUUGAUGGCAAUUAUAUGUUAUUUAUUGUACAAAAACUUGUAAAUAGUUAUUUAUUUAUUUAUUUUAUUUUGUUUACUAUAUUCUUACAUUCGUUAUCACAGUAAAUUGUGUUUUUAUACA
Anoplophora glabripennis (Asian longhorned beetle) is the source of this 713-nucleotide messenger RNA. RefSeq lists its product as uncharacterized. The coding region runs from base 292 to 597 and encodes 101 amino acids. The record is from RefSeq and is a predicted model, not a curated record. Lineage: Eukaryota; Metazoa; Arthropoda; Insecta; Coleoptera; Cerambycidae. The transcript has 2 exons.